GUGAGUGACGGUUGGGGGAGACAGGCGCGCGGGCACGGACGGAGGGCCGAGGGUCAGAGGUGGUAACGGUGUCAGUGUGGGACGGCGCCGGGCCCCGGUGUGCAGGAUGCCUGUCGGCGCGGUGGCGGCCGAGCCCCAGCUGGAGCCGCUGCUGCAAAUAGACCCGAACCUGAAACCGUUCAGCGAGGAGCUGCGGAGGAGGUACAAAAAGUUCCAUACAUUGCUGAAGAGUAUUGAGGAGAAUGAAGGAAGUCUGGACCAGUUUUCAAAGGCUUAUGAGACAUUUGGGAUCCACUCUCAAGGCAAUACUAUUUAUUGCAAGGAAUGGGCACCGGGCGCAGAGGCUGUGUUUCUCGUUGGAGACUUCAAUCAAUGGAAUACCUCAUCCCAUCCCUACAAAAAGCUGGAAUUUGGAAAAUGGGAACUGCGCAUUCCACCAGAUGCCAGAGGCUUCUCACCAAUACCCCACAAGUCUAAGCUUAAGGUGUUGAUACACAACAAAAAAUCAGAACUGCUCUACCGCAUAUCCCCCUGGGCAAAGCAUGUAGUGCCUAGUGAAAAGAAUAUUACUUACGACUGGUUACAUUGGGACCCAGCCCAGCCAUAUCUGUGCAUACAACCUCGUCCCAAAAGACCAAGGAGCUUAAGAAUCUAUGAGGCUCAUGUUGGAAUUGCAUCGCCUGAAGGAAAAAUAGCUUCUUAUACAAACUUCACACGAAAUAUGCUGCCUAGAAUAAAAGAUCUUGGUUAUAAUGCUAUCCAAAUGAUGGCUAUUAUGGAGCAUGCAUAUUAUGCCAGUUUUGGUUAUCAGAUUACCAGCUUCUUUGCUGCAUCAAGCCGCUACGGGACUCCCGAUGAGCUGAAGCAGUUAGUGGACACCGCUCAUUCAAUGGGGAUUGUGGUUCUGCUUGAUGUGGUGCACAGCCACGCUUCGACAAACACAGAUGAUGGACUGAAUGAAUUUGACGGAACAGACUCCUGCUUUUUCCAUUCCGGAUCCCGUGGAACUCACACACUAUGGGACAGCCGGCUUUUCAACUACUCUCAUUGGGAGGUGCUGCGGUUCUUGCUGGCCAAUCUGCGCUGGUGGAUGGAGGAGUAUCACUUUGAUGGCUUCCGAUUUGAUGGGGUGACGUCCAUGCUGUAUCACCACCAUGGCCUAGCUGUUGGCUUUUCAGGAGAUUACAGCGAGUAUUUUGGUCUUCAAGUUGAUGACGAGUCCGUGGUGUACCUCAUGCUCUCAAACCAUCUCCUUCAUAGCUUAUACCCAGACUGUAUCACCAUUGCCGAGGAUGUGUCUGGAAUGCCGACACUGUGCCGACCUAUCAGUGAGGGAGGAGCUGGUUUUGAUUAUCGCUUAGCUAUGGCUAUACCAGACAAGUGGAUCCAGAUGUUGAAAGAACUGAAGGAUGAGGAUUGGAACAUGGGUAACAUAGUAUUUACACUGUCAAAUCGGCGUUAUGGAGAGAAGUGCAUUGCGUAUGCAGAAAGCCAUGAUCAGGCCCUCGUUGGGGACAAGACUCUGGCUUUCUGGCUAAUGGAUGCAGAGAUGUACACUAACAUGAGCGUUCUCAGCCCGUUAACGCUAAAAAUAGAUCGCGGCCUUCAGUUGCACAAGAUGAUCCGCCUCAUCACACAUGGACUGGGAGGAGAGGGAUACUUGAACUUCAUUGGCAAUGAGUUUGGACACCCUGAGUGGCUGGAUUUCCCCAGAAAGGGAAACAACGAGAGCUACCAUUACGCCCGGCGUCAGUUCAAUCUUGUGGAUGAUGCAAACCUUCGCUACAAAUACCUGUACACUUUUGACAGAGCCAUGAACAAGACCGAAGAGAAAUAUGCCUGGCUUGCAUCACAACCGGCUUACGUGAGUGAGAAGCAUGAAAGUAACAAGGUGAUUGCAUUUGAGCGGGCCAACCUUCUCUUUAUCUUCAAUUUCAACUCCCAGAAAAGUUUCACGGACUACAGAGUGGGAGUCGAACGACCAGGGAAAUAUAAAAUAGUACUGGACACGGACGCGAGCGAAUUCGGUGGACACACUCGCUUAGACAACAAAACCGAAUUCUUCACUGAAUCCAUGCCGCAUAAUAACCGUGCCAGUUCUGUGAUGUUCCUCACUACUGAUAUCAUGCGAAUAAUCCCUCAUAUUCUUAAGGUCUACCUUCCCAGCAGAACUGCAAUUAUACUGGCAAAUGUAGAUGACUCAAAUUGAACACCCACUUCCACCCUGGCAGUGCUGGAGGGACUGGGACCGGAAUCGAGAAUCCACCUCAUCUCAAUGGCCAUCACCUUUACAAAGAAAUUAUGCCGUUAGAAUAGAUAAGCAACGUGGGGUUGGGAGUGGGGGGGGGGGGGGGGUAAAUGUGAUAUAAAGUGUUCGACCUAGUGAGGGGUAUAAAAUGUGUCCUCGCAGUUAACUUGAUGCCUUAAUUGGAAUGGAAUGAUAGGUUUGGCAAAAGGAUGUGUAAAUACUGAAUGCUGGAUUGUCAUGCUGACUGUUUGGAAUCCUGCCCUACUGAUUCCUCCUCUGACUUCCCAUACCAACAGAGUUCCAGAUGGUCGGCCAGGACAGGAAUGAUUAGGAAUAAUUAUUUUUACAAACCCUUUUUGCCAAUCUGGCACUUUAAGCCCUGAAAUAUAGUGAGUUGAUUGGGAAGGGGGGGAGGGGGAGAGGAAUGGCUACCUCAUUAUAAUGUGUGUGUGGGUGGGGAGGUUGGGAGAGGAAAGACUGUGUUUGUUCUCUUGCACCGUGUGAUUGUUGAGCCCGCAUUGAGGGCUGAUUAGUGCCUCACUUCACCAGCCAAAAGUCCCCUUCUGUGCCCGUCCUCUCUGCUUGGUCCUGAAUGUGAGUUGAACAAACUGCAGCUAAGGCAGCCAACCUAGAACCAUCCUCAACAUGCGGCACAAACUGAGUGUGCGCAGCACACUAUGUCUGCAUAGCACACUGUGUCUGUAUAGCACACUCUUAGCACACUGUGUCUGCAAAGCAUAGCGCACAUGUUGAGGUUGGUCCUAGGCCGGCUGCCUCAGCUGCAGGUUUGUGCCCCUUAACCACAAAUGGUGACUGCUUUGGUUUACUAAACGACUAACUCUAACACGGCCCCACAGCCAGAAGUGGCAUUUGUGUUUGGGAAUAGGGGCAUGACAAUACCAAAGUGCAGACCAAGUUGAGAGGCUUUCAAAACUCCUUUGGAAAUGGCUAAAAUGUUAGAUUUCAGAUUUUUUUUUAGAACAAAAACUCUCUGAAGUUGCCGCCACCCUGCUGCGUGUGAGACGCUUUUUUUUGUAGUGACUGAUGUACUAAGUACUACGACUCACCACCCUGUGUUUUGUAUGUGACUAAUGUUCUUCUAAAUAGGUCAAAGCUAUCAAUGCAAGGUUACAGUCAGCAUUAAAACGUGGGUCACGAUCUGUGCUCUGUAUGAUUAAUGAAGUGCAUUUACAGGCGCACCGCUUAAUCUAUUCCAGCUUUGCCAGGGUUGUGUGUUAAACUGUGUGUCCAUGCGGGGGUGAGUCUAUACGCGAGAUUGCUGUGUACGUGGAGCGCAUGUGCGUUUUCAGUCUGCACUGCUAUGUAUAUGAGCUGGGGAAGUCUCAGUCUAUACUAUACUAUACUGCUGUGUAUCUGUCUGUAUAGAUUGGGAGGGUGAGGCUCCUGUUUUGAUUUGUUCAGUAUAUCCUGGGACUCACCGAUUCAGGAACAAAACUGGAAUAAACCAGCUAAUUUGCAUGAAAGUAAUUCUAAUCUCUCUUCCCCACUUCGCUCUCUCCACCUCUGUCGUUAAUGGAACCGAAAUUCACUGACCUUUCCAGAAAAAAAAAGCCUAACUCUGUUACUGCAGAAGCUGAAUCUUAAUCCUUGAAAGGUUGGGUGUAGCUGCUAGAGAAUUGUCAAUCUUGAUCGGGGUGUGUAGUUGGUGUAUUUGGAGGAAUUGAAUCUAGGAAGGUGCACUUUGCAAGAUGUGGAAAUUAUAUUCACUCUGAGCAUUAUUCGGGUCUGGGAGACAGUUAUUUUAUUUUGAGCACAAUUUAAUUAAAGAAAUUCUGAACAA
Molecule: messenger RNA, 4049 nt
Organism: Callorhinchus milii (elephant shark)
Lineage: Eukaryota; Metazoa; Chordata; Chondrichthyes; Chimaeriformes; Callorhinchidae
Gene: gbe1b
Product: glucan (1,4-alpha-), branching enzyme 1b
Exons: 17
Coding region: 107-2209 (700 amino acids)
Biological process (GO): glycogen biosynthetic process
Cellular component (GO): cytoplasm
Molecular function (GO): 1,4-alpha-glucan branching enzyme activity; cation binding; hydrolase activity, hydrolyzing O-glycosyl compounds
Source: RefSeq, a predicted model, not a curated record